Messenger RNA from Labrus bergylta (ballan wrasse), 2549 nucleotides. Lineage: Eukaryota; Metazoa; Chordata; Actinopteri; Labriformes; Labridae. The record is from RefSeq and is a predicted model, not a curated record.
ACGACAAAGAGCGGUCGUCUUCUGCUGUUGAGAAAAUGUUGAAAUGUUUCUUUGGACUAUUUUUUCCAUGAACAAAUUUUCUUGGUUUUGGUAACGCACUCAAUCGUGUAUCCUACUUCCUUUUCUCGAUGAGUGGAAUAAUGAUUUUUCCGAGCAGAACGAGCUCUGUGUGGAUAUAUCUCUUGGUCGUGCUGCUGGAUUGUUACUGGGACUCGGUGUCUGGGCAGCUCUCUUACUCCGUCUCAGAGGAGGUAAACCUGGGGACUGUUGUUGGAAAUAUCGCCAAAGAUCUGAACAUCAAUGUGCAGGAUUUGGAGUCCCGCAUGUUUCAGAUCGUUGCUGGAUCAAAGACUAAAUACUUCGAGGUAAAUCUAAAGACUGGUGUCCUGUAUGUUAAUGAGAGAAUAGAUCGAGAGGAACUCUGCGGAGACGAACCCAAAUGUUCUCUCAGUGUAGAAGCAGUUAUCAAUAACCCGUUAAAACUGUACCGGAUUGAAAUAAUAAUCCUUGAUGUAAAUGACAAUUCUCCGUCAUUUCAAAGAACGUCGCAGAUAAUAAACAUAACAGAGAGCACAGCAGCAGGGGGUAGAUUCCCCCUUCAUCCAGCUCAUGAUGCAGACGUGGGUAAAAAUACUGUAAAUACCUACAAGCUUAGUCAGAAUGAAUACUUCUCUCUUUCCACACAUAAAGGAGAGAUUGUAACGCCCGAAUUACUGCUUCAGAAAGCUUUAGACAGAGAAAAACAGUCUGUGAUUCGUCUCACAUUGACUGCUAUUGAUGGAGGAACUCCUGCGAAAUCUGGUAGUAUGGACAUUAUAGUAAAUGUUUUGGACACCAAUGAUAACGCUCCUGUUUUUAGUCAAACGCUGUACAAAACACGUGUUUAUGAGAACGUAAAGAUAGGCACGUCGAUAAUAACAUUAAAUGCCACUGAUUUAGAUGCAGGCCCGAAUGGACGAGUGUUUUAUUCAUUUAGUGAAGUAGGCCGAGGAAAACAAAUUGAUCUGUUUGCGAUAGAUGAAAAUACUGGUACUGUAACAACUAAAAAGAAUCUCGACUUUGAAGAGAACAAUGCUUUUGAGAUCAGAGUACAGGCCAGUGAUGGAGCUUCUUCUCCUCUCACUUCAAAUGCUAAAUUAUUGAUUGAAGUUUUGGACGUAAAUGACAAUGCCCCUGAAAUCACAGUUACAUCAUUGUUAAACACAGUAAGAGAAGACGCCUCCAUUGGCACCGCCAUUGCACUUGUUUCAGUGUUUGACAAAGACGGAGGAAAAAAUGGGAUGGUAAACUGUAAAAUCUCCAAUGAUGUCCGAUUUAAGUUGGAGUCAAAUUAUAAGAAUUACUAUUCUCUGGUGGUGGACGGUCCUCUUGACAGAGAGAGAACAUCUCAAUAUAAUAUCAGCAUCACUGCUACAGAUGAGGGCAGCCCACCUCUCUCAAGCACCAGCGUUAUUAAUGUUCACAUCUCAGAUGUGAAUGAUAACAAACCUCUUUUCACAGAAAAUAUUAUCAAUGUCUUUGUGAAAGAAAACAGUCCAGUAGGAGAAGUCAUAAAAACAGUUACAGCAACUGAUGCUGACAUCAGUCAAAAUGGUCAGGUGAGCUAUUCAUUGUUCCAUAACAACAGUAACUCACUGCCGCUUUCGACAAUGAUUAACAUCAACUCAGAGACUGGAGAUAUAGUCAGUCUGCAGUCGUUUAACUAUGAGGAGUUAAAAACGUUUCAGUUUAAAGUUCAGGCCACAGACUCUGGUGUUCCUCCACUCAGCAGCAACGUGACUGUGAAUGUUUUGAUCCUGGAUGAAAAUGACAAUAAUCCAACUAUUCUCGCGCCCUAUUCUGAGCACGGCUCCGUCAACAGUGAGAGCAUCCCCUAUUCUGCUGAAGCGGGAUACUUUGUGGCAAAGAUCAGGGCUGUAGACGCAGACUCUGGAUACAACGCGCUGCUCUCUUAUCACCUCUCUGAGCCCAAAGGAAACAAUCUCUUCCGGAUCGGAACCAGCACCGGAGAGAUCAGGACUAAGAGGAGAAUGAGUGACAAUGACCUGAAAACUCACCCCUUGGUGGUGCUGGUCUCUGAUAAUGGAGAACCCUCCCUGUCAGCUACUGUGUCUAUUGAUGUGGUGGUGGUUGAAAGCGCAGCUGACAUCCACACUCAGUUCAGACAUGUGACCAUAAAGGAGGAGAGCUUCUCUGAUUUAAACCUGUAUCUGCUCAUCGCCAUAGUGUCGGUGUCAGCCAUCUUCCUGCUCAGCCUCAUCACUUUAAUAGCUGUCAAAUGUCACAGGACAGACGGCAGUUUCAGCAGGUACGGAGCUCCAAUGAUCACCACCCACCCUGACGGGAGCUGGUCUUACUCCAAAGCUACUCAGCAGUAUGACGUGUGUUUCAGCUCAGACACACUCAAGAGUGACGUAGUGGUUUUCCCCGCACAGUUUCCACCUGCAGAUGCUGAACUCAUCAGUAUUAAUGGGGGAGACACGUUUACCAGAACUCAGACUUUACCCAACAAAGAAAUGGUAAGAAUAAAUCAACCUCUUUACUCUUGA